CUCUUGCGUCAAGACGGCCGUGCUGAGCGAAUGCAGGCGACUUGCGAGCUGGGAGCGAUUUAAAACGCUUUGGAUUCCCCCGGCCUGGGUGGGGAGAGCGAGCUGGGUGCCCCCUAGAUUCCCCGCCCCCGCACCUCAUGAGCCGACCCUCGGCUCCAUGGAGCCCGGCAAUUAUGCCACCUUGGAUGGAGCCAAGGAUAUCGAAGGCUUGCUGGGAGCGGGAGGGGGGCGGAAUCUGGUCGCCCACUCCCCUCUGACCAGCCACCCAGCGGCGCCUACGCUGAUGCCUGCUGUCAACUAUGCCCCCUUGGAUCUGCCAGGCUCGGCGGAGCCGCCAAAGCAAUGCCACCCAUGCCCUGGGGUGCCCCAGGGGACGUCCCCAGCUCCCGUGCCUUAUGGCUACUUUGGAGGCGGGUACUACUCCUGCCGAGUGUCCCGGAGCUCGCUGAAACCCUGUGCCCAGGCAGCCACCCUGGCCGCGUACCCCGCGGAGACUCCCACGGCCGGGGAAGAGUACCCCAGCCGCCCCACUGAGUUUGCCUUCUAUCCGGGAUAUCCGGGAACCUACCAGCCUAUGGCCAGUUACCUGGACGUGUCUGUGGUGCAGACUCUGGGUGCUCCCGGAGAACCGCGACAUGAUUCCCUGUUGCCUGUGGACAGUUACCAGUCCUGGGCUCUCGCUGGUGGCUGGAACAGCCAGAUGUGUUGCCAGGGAGAACAGAACCCACCAGGUCCCUUUUGGAAGGCAGCAUUUGCAGACUCCAGCGGGCAGCACCCUCCUGACGCCUGCGCCUUUCGUCGCGGCCGCAAGAAACGCAUUCCGUACAGCAAGGGGCAGUUGCGGGAGCUGGAGCGGGAGUAUGCGGCUAACAAGUUCAUCACCAAGGACAAGAGGCGCAAGAUCUCGGCAGCCACCAGCCUCUCGGAGCGCCAGAUUACCAUCUGGUUUCAGAACCGCCGGGUCAAAGAGAAGAAGGUUCUCGCCAAGGUGAAGAACAGCGCUACCCCUUAAGAGAUCUCCUUGCCUGGGUGGGAGGAGCGAAAGUGGGGGUGUCCUGGGGAGACCAGGAACCUGCCAAGCCCAGGCUGGGGCCAAGGACUCUGCUGAGAGGCCCCUAGAGACAACACCCUUCCCAGGCCACUGGCUGCUGGACUGUUCCUCAGGAGCGGCCUGGGCACCCAGUAUGUGCAGGGAGACGGAACCCCAUGUGACAGCCCACUCCACCAGGGUUCCCAAAGAACCUGGCCCAGUCAUAAUCAUUCAUCCUGACGGUGGCAAUAAUCACGAUAACCAGUACUAGCUGCCACGAUCGUUAGCCUCAUAUUUUCUAUCUAGAGCUCUGUAGAGCACUUUAGAAACCGCUUUCAUGAAUUGAGCUGAUUAUGAAUAAAUUUGGAAGGCGA
Messenger RNA from Pan troglodytes (chimpanzee), 1404 nucleotides. RefSeq names its product homeobox B13 (gene HOXB13). The record is from RefSeq and is a predicted model, not a curated record. Lineage: Eukaryota; Metazoa; Chordata; Mammalia; Primates; Hominidae. Gene Ontology annotation, biological process: regulation of DNA-templated transcription. The transcript is spliced from 2 exons. Gene Ontology annotation, molecular function: DNA-binding transcription factor activity, RNA polymerase II-specific; DNA binding. The coding region runs from base 158 to 1012 and encodes 284 amino acids.